Dioszegia hungarica is the source of this 2073-nucleotide messenger RNA. RefSeq lists its product as uncharacterized. The record is from RefSeq and is a predicted model, not a curated record. Bases 1 to 2073 code for a protein of 690 amino acids. The transcript is spliced from 6 exons. NCBI's taxonomy places the organism in Eukaryota, Fungi, Basidiomycota, Tremellomycetes, Tremellales, Bulleribasidiaceae.
AUGCUCCACUCGGAUCGGGCAACGCUUGCUGUUAUCAUUCGUCUCAGCUCGUUUACGAGGGAUCUUGGAAUAGCGGUGCUGUAUCCCGGCAAGCUGGUCGAUCCGCUACGACCUCGCUACACCGAGACGACCGCCCCGCCAGGUACCACGUCCUUGCUCAAGACCGCAAGCGACAAGCUCAGCUACCUUCAGCAGCAAACCGGGCAGAAGACUUCGACUAUCAUCCACGUUGCGCCUUACAUCCCGGAGGGCAGCUGGAGGGAGUAUGGAGAUAAAGGGGUCAUUAUCCCUAUUCCCGGUAUCAGCGCGCCCGCGACCGGGCCCGACCCCAACUCUACUUUCAACACCUCUUCGACAUUGCCACCCUACUCCCUUCCUCUCGCGUCGUCUUCCACCUUCCUCACGGCGCCGUCAUCGACCUCUACCAUUUCCUCAAAGCUCUCUCUGAGAAUUAUCCUCCAUUCACCUCUACCCGUCACCUCACUAUACUCGUCGGAAGCGGCAAUAUCCAGCCAAGUCUCCUCAACCGCUCGCCAGGUUACACCUUCUGAACCCUGGGAGAGCAUCGAGCUCGUCCUCCUCCCUGCUCCGAGGGACGACUUUAUCGUCACUGUCCGGGACUUUGACGAGCUCGAUACGCCGCACUCCAAAUACACGGAGCGCUGGGAGAGCAAACCGCUGCUGGACUACAAUUCGCGCGCGUUGCCCCUCGCCAUGCCAGCAUUCGCCCUCCAGCCGCCCUCGGUCUAUACCCUGGUCGGCUUGGAAGGUCUACCUGGAGCUGGGGGAGAUGAUGGCUGGGCGAAGGGUCAUGAUGCGAGUCUACUGGAGUAUAUAGGGUUCGUUCGGCGGUGGGAAGUUAACCCAGAUCUUGAAGUGAGAUUGUUCGAAUACUCAUUCGGUCUUUCCCUCUCCACCAUACAUUACCCCUUCAGUCGCUACUAUCCGACGCACCCCAUGUUCGACAUCAGGGGCUAUCCUCACAUCCUACGAGAGAUCACACAACACCUGGAUCGACCCGCUCUCUCGACCAUGAUCCGUCUCUCCUCCUUCACUCACGCAAUCACUGAACCCUUCUUAUACCCCAAAAGGUUGAUCGACCCCUUCCUCCUCCCGGACCCCACCAUCCCCCAGCUCAACCUGUCCGCCGAACGCGCUUACCGCAAGCUCGAAUCUUUCUGCUCCUCCCGCUCGUUACAGCAAGUCGAGGAGAUCGUCAUCACCCACCCAGAGAUCUGGGCCGAGUACCUUCGCUUGGCCGGUCGCAUGCCUCCCUCUGCGGUCAGAGCAAGCGGUAGGGUCACCACAAUUAUCGUCAAGCCCGUCGGACUUGGGCUGGACGAGGCGGCGCGGCGCAACUCGCAUCGGCAAACAAUCCAGGGUCACAUAGCUAAGUACUCUGACUGGUUCAUGCCGGAAGCCCAUAAAAUAAUGCAAGAGCGAGCAUCGGACACCUCGAGAGGGCUCCGCAUCCAGGCUGAGCUAUCGGAGCUUAGUGACCGGUACUUUCCUGGCGACCCGACCUUCAUCCCUUCUUCCGGCUUUCCGGAAACUUGGCCGCGGGCGUACGGCGCUCACCAAUAUCAUCACAUCUUCUCUAUAUCGGUACUCCUUCAUUCCAGUCGACUCAUCCUCCAGCUUCCCACAGCCGCUCAUAUCGACGUUAUCAACCUCUGCAACGCCGUCUGCGUCGAGUUCGCGCCACCCACCGGAGCGACAUGGCUCACACUUCUCGUGGGAAGCGGGAACGUGGUGACCCUUUACUACAUUCAGCAUGGCCGUCGGAAGGCCCAAAGCAGCUGGCAGCGCGUCGAAGUCAUACUCCUGCCAAACUCCAUCGGUAUCCACCCCUACCUCCGACGCUUCGACGAUCUUCCGCCCGACGUAACACCAAACGUUUUCAGUCUAGGCUCGGCGAGAGCGUCUCUGCGGAUGAUGCACUACCCCUUUGGCAUCGCCGCCUGUCGCCUGCCCAGCACUGCACGCUGCAUCAUCGUCGGCACCGAGAACAUCGACCUGGCGAAGGAUGGGGAGGAAAAGCAUGGGCUCGAUGUAGCGGGUUUCGUGCGGUAA